AAAUCUAUUCAGUCAGUGUACACUCUCACUGAAUCACCAACUUGACAUUUUGGGCAAAAGGCUGGACUGGACAAAAAGGUAUCUGUGGGCAGCAGCCUAACCAGGGAAGUCCAGCGCUUCCAUGGGGAUCCAGAGACAUUCCCAGGCCAGCUGUCUCUCCAAUGUAUCCUGGGUCGUUCUGGGGGCCUCCUACCAGUGGGACGUGCCCGGAACAUCUCAUCAAGGAGGUGUACAGGAGGCAUCCUAACAAGGUGCCCGACCCACCUCAUCUCGCUCCUCUCGAUGUGGAGGAGCAGCGGCUCUACUCUGAGCCCCUCCCAGAUGACGAGCUUCUCACCCAGGAACACCUCAACAGGGAGGCAUCCUAACAGGAUGGCCAAGCGACCUUAUCUGGCUUCUCUUGAUGCAGAGGAGCAGCAGCUCUACUCUAAACCUCUGCCGGAUGACUGAGUGUCAACUCCACCACUUGGGGCAGGAUCUCAUUCUUGACUAUGAGAGGGCACGCCACCCUUUUCCGACUGAAGACCAUGGCCUCAGAUUUGGAGGAGCUGAUUCUCAUCCCAACCGCUUCACACUCGGCUGCGAGCCGCUCUAGCGAGAGUUGAAGGUUACGGUUUCAUGAAGCUGACAGUACCACAUCAUCUGCGAAAAGCAGAGACGUAAUUCUGAAGCCACCAAACCGAACCCCCUCAACACCUUUACUGCGCCUGGAAAUUCUGUCUGUAAAGGUUAUGAACAGAAUCGGUGAUGAUCUUGUACUCAACAAAUGCACUGUACUUGAUUUUAAAACAAGUUAAAUCCACUGUAACAUUAUGCACAGAUUGAACGUGAAUAUUCAAGUCGUAACUAAAGGUAUUGUGGGGAUUUUGAUUAGGGUUGGGGGAGGGGCAGAGUCAUUUGUGGGGAGCUGAGUUGAGAAGAGCUGCAGUUUGGGAGAGAUGAUCAACCUGGAGAGGUGGGGUCAUAUUGAUUGGAAGUUGGCAGGGGAGCAGAGUCAAAUCCAUUGAAAAACAGGUUUAACUCGUUUGCCCAGUCCUGGUAUCCAAUUGUGGCUUGUCCACCCCUCUUCAGUUAUUUGUCCACACCUCUCUGGCAUUGUUCUGCUGAAGGCAUUUUUACUGUUCUACUCUUUAAAGUUCCUCUUUAUCUCUUGAGAAUAAAGCUCUCUUCACAUUCAGGAGAGUCUUCAUUUCAGGGCUGAGUCAAAAUUUAUUGUUGAAAAAAACCCACUUUACUUCCCUGUGCUUUCCACACGGAAAUGUAUGUGAUGCAGUUCAUCAGACCAUCAAUGUCCCUUUACACUUGGUCACGGUCUUUCAGUUUUCAUUGUUGGCUGGCUCCACCCUCAGAGUGACCAGGUUAAGGGUUGACCCGUUUGUUUCUAACACACUCCAGUCUUGUCUCGCUGCAACUGACAACACACAAGCAGCUAAGCUGAUCAACUCAACACUUACCAUACAUAUUUACUUUUUGCAAGUCAACCUCGACUCUAAUAGCGGUCUUUAUCAGCUGUCACAAUGGUGCACCUGAUGGAAGAUGAGGUGUUCAUGGCUUUCAGCACAUACUCACUUAUUGUUAUCCUGAAGUUGAUGAUCAUGGCGCCGAUUACUGCUCAUUACCGCUUCAGCAGAGGGGCCUUUGCCAAUGAGGAAGAUGUGGGCCAUCGACGUACGGAGGAGAAAAAGAAGAUGCUGAGAACACAUCCAGAUGUUGAGCGAGUUCGUAGAUGUCAUCUAAAUGACUUGGAGAACGUCAUUCCCUUUGUGCUGGUGGGCUUUUUCUACGCUCUGAGCGGACCGGAACUGUCAGUCGCCCUGCUUCACUUCCGCCUCUUUGCCGGUUCUCGGAUCUGCCACACCAUCGUCUACCUAGCCGCUGUGCGUCAGCCCUGCAGGUUUCUGGCCUUUGUCGUGGGUGUGGCGGUCACCCUAUCGAUGACCUACAAUGUCCUCAGUAAAGUUCUCGUUCUCUGAAGAUGACAGCCACUGCCCCUUAACCAUUUGUUUACUUCAGUUUGCUAAAUCUCAAAAUUCUGUAUUGUAAAAGGUUUUGGGUGGUGAUUGUUUGUAUUGAAUGUUGAGAAUUCAAAUAAAAGAUUUAAAAAAAUCCA
This is a messenger RNA of Phyllopteryx taeniolatus (common seadragon), 2110 nucleotides long. Its product is annotated as microsomal glutathione S-transferase 1-like. Gene Ontology annotation, molecular function: glutathione transferase activity. Lineage: Eukaryota; Metazoa; Chordata; Actinopteri; Syngnathiformes; Syngnathidae. Gene Ontology annotation, cellular component: membrane; mitochondrion. The coding region runs from base 1518 to 1973 and encodes 151 amino acids. The transcript has 3 exons. The record is from RefSeq and is a predicted model, not a curated record.